Umbelopsis ramanniana AG is the source of this 554-nucleotide messenger RNA. RefSeq lists its product as uncharacterized. Gene Ontology annotation, molecular function: ribonuclease P RNA binding. Gene Ontology annotation, biological process: tRNA 5'-leader removal. NCBI's taxonomy places the organism in Eukaryota, Fungi, Mucoromycota, Umbelopsidomycetes, Umbelopsidales, Umbelopsidaceae. The record is from RefSeq and is a predicted model, not a curated record. The coding region runs from base 8 to 481 and encodes 157 amino acids. The transcript has 4 exons. Gene Ontology annotation, cellular component: ribonuclease P complex.
CAAAACCAUGGUUCGAUUCAAGAAUCGCUGGGUGCUCAUUGAGAUUCUGGGCGGACCGGUGACCAGCAAGUCCGGAGAAGAAUAUGAGAAUCACCACAUUAAUUCAAUAACAGCUGGAAUGUUACAUAACACGUUGAAAGACGCCAUUGCUGCAAACUAUGGGGAAUACGGCCUAGGUUGCGUGCAAAGCUCGUUAAACGUUAAAUACUUUUCCAAUCAUACCAACAUAGGCAUACUCCGAGUGUCGCGAGACUAUCACCAAAUGCUACUUGUCAGUCUCUUCUUCAUAAAGGAGAUCAAUGGUUCACCUUGCUACAUCACAGUGAGGCACAUAGGAGGAACUAUCUUAAAGGCACAGCGUGCAGCUAUUCAGUAUGAUCUGGAAACCUUACUGCGACGUCAACAGCAAGGCAAUUCAUCGCUGGACGUAGAUAGGCUGUCUCGAAAUGCGAAAGAGGAGAUCAUGAAAAUCGAAUCAUGACACCACCACAAGAACAUGUUAGUUCAAACAGAUAGAUUGAUAUUCCUAUUUAAUUAGGCAAGGACAUGACAAU